CGCCCUCCGGGGGGCGGGGCGCGGGGCGGGCGCCUGCGCGCUGGGCGGCCCCGGGUUCACGUGGCCAGCGGCGACUGCGGCUCUCUCCUGGCGGCCGCGGCGCGACAGCGGAGCACGGGCGGCGGCGGCCGGAGUCAUGGCAGGACAGGCCUUUCGGAAGUUCCUCCCCCUCUUCGACCGCGUGCUGGUGGAGAGGAGCGCCGCGGAGACCGUCACCAAGGGGGGCAUCAUGCUGCCGGAGAAAGCCCAGGGCAAGGUGCUGCAGGCCACCGUCGUCGCCGUGGGGUCCGGCUCCAAGGGAAAGGGUGGAGAGGUUCAACCUGUUAGCGUGAAAGUUGGAGAUAAAGUUCUUCUUCCAGAAUAUGGAGGCACCAAAGUAGUUAUAGACGACAAGGACUAUUUCUUAUUUAGAAAUGGUGACAUUCUUGCAAAGCCUGUAGACUGAAAUGAAGAACUAUUGAAAUGGCAGCACCUGAAGCUGCCCAUUCCAUUGAAGUUCUGAAAUCUUUCAUCAUGUAAAUAAUUUCCGUGUCUCUUUUAUAAUAAACUAAUGAUAUCCAAACUGAUGACAUCCAGUGUCUUUUAAAAUUUAGUUUCACUGUACUGAUAUAAACAUUUCCAAAUAAAAAUAUAUGAAUAAAUGGU
Molecule: messenger RNA, 645 nt
Organism: Myotis myotis
Lineage: Eukaryota; Metazoa; Chordata; Mammalia; Chiroptera; Vespertilionidae
Gene: HSPE1
Product: heat shock protein family E (Hsp10) member 1
Exons: 4
Coding region: 137-445 (102 amino acids)
Cellular component (GO): mitochondrial matrix
Molecular function (GO): metal ion binding; protein folding chaperone; ATP binding
Source: RefSeq, a predicted model, not a curated record